Messenger RNA from Gloeophyllum trabeum ATCC 11539, 2208 nucleotides. RefSeq lists its product as uncharacterized. Lineage: Eukaryota; Fungi; Basidiomycota; Agaricomycetes; Gloeophyllales; Gloeophyllaceae. The record is from RefSeq and is a predicted model, not a curated record. The transcript is spliced from 10 exons. Bases 1 to 2208 code for a protein of 735 amino acids.
AUGUCUAUAAUGGAAAACUGGGGGGACGGAUUUGCCCAACCUAUAAACACAAACCGACUGACAUCUGCUCAGUUAUCCAACCUGGCUUUCUUCUUUGGAGGGGUUGGCGACGCUCGGCACGUCUUUGGAUCUCUCGUUGGAUUCCAUAAGGCUCGCGCGAGGCUGAGCAAUGACAAGCGUGCUCUUGUGCGCGUGCAUAUGACCUUAUGCAACAUUAACGCCACUGCCCUCGCUCGUGACGUUUGUCUCUGGCUCUUGGUCCAGCAGCUCAAUGAAGCAUCUGACCAGAUUUCCGAACUGGAGAUCAAGGCAACUUUCAUGUACAUAUUCUUCGGUGUGAUCAUGCCUCCAUACUGCCACCAAAGGAUGAUGACGACAAUCGAUGACCUUGAGAAACGGCUUCUCGCCAGUCCGCUGGACCUCCCUCCAUGGCUACACACUGCCGUCAAUGUGAAGACCACGAAGAUGAUUCUGCAAAACCACGAUUACAACGAGUACAAGGAACGUUCAGGCGAGGGGAACGUCUGCGUGGACCCAUCAGGCGAUUCGCCCUGCAAAGGCAGGCUGAACCCACGCCAGAGAGAGGCACUUGUCGAUUAUAUGCUCGACCAAUUCUUCGGUCAUAAUGCCGCAAGUAAUGGCGACAUGAUCUUCGAGGAAGCUUGGUAUGAGGGCACUUCCUGCUAUCUCCCACCGCCCCAGCUUUGGGACAGGCAUGAAGGCUUUGACGUUUAUCGCUCUAUGAAGAGAGGGGAGACGUCCAAUCGCCUAUCUGAGAGGUUCCACAAGAUCCCGAAAAGAGUACGGAAGACAUGGCUGCCAAAUACCACGCUGUUUGAUGAGGCCAGCGAUCGCGUUAACCACUUCUAUCCAGAUCUGCACAUGGAUGCAUUCCAGGCUUCUCGACAGAUCAUGGAAUUCAACGAACGCGCUGGAUUGGAAGAAGAAGAACGUGAAACCGACGUAGGGAAGGAUGCCCCCGUAUUUAUGCAUGCCUCUCAUUUCCUCGAUGGCGUCGUGGAGGUUAUCAAGAAAUGCGAAGGGCAUGUCAAGCUAGAGGUACUUCUCGGGGAGUUGACUCAAGAGCUCGCGAAGAUGCGUUUCGGUGGUGACCAUACCCGCCCGAUGUCGUUCCCUAGACAUUUCACAAGAAUGUGGUUAAGCAAUGUUCCAGAUUACACUCAUGGUGUCAUUAAUACUGCCGUGUAUGUUCUCCCUGACCUGCAACAGGAGUACGAGAUCGCCGCAGCCGCUUCGAAUUGCCUACUCAAUACAGAAUUCUCAGCUGCGGGAGUAGUCGAGCCUGAAUCACAGGUACACACUGCUCCACCCGUCCGACGUUCCCCGCUAUCUGGGAUGCCGAUUGCUACACACAGAGGUCAUCCAAGACGUCCUCGUCCUGGGAUCGCAACCGCUACCAAGGCCGCUAUCCUCGCUCGCCACCCGCUGACCAAGGUGCUCUUGUACAUGCUGGUCCCCGGAAAUCCCGGCGGCACGGGCCCCGUGCGCGUCCGCCUGCCGAACAGCCUCUCAGCGUUCAUCGGCCUGCUCAUCCACCUCGGCCGUGUUGCCUUCCCGGCACAUUGGCUGUCCGAGUUCCUGCAGAGCGUCCUGCGGGACGACGUGGUCACGGACGUCGCGCCCUAUCGCGGUACGCUCCCGAUCCCCCUGUCGGACCUGAAGCGGCGCGUGCCCCGGCGGAAGGUGUGCCUGCACCCUCUGCGCGCGGAGAUGGAGGUGUUGCUGGCCACGGCGCAUCGCGGACUCCCUUUCGCGGUACCGCUCCCCGAGGGCUUCGCUACAUCGUCAAACGAUAUUGGGCUAUUCGAAACACGUAUGACACCGAACUUCAUCACCAUGAUGAUGCCGAUGUUCAACAACGACAACACGAACUGCCUCCUGUUCUACAAGACCGCAGGCGCGGAGAACGCGGCGGACAUCGUUUCGCGCAUCGGCGAUAUGAUCGAGGGCAAGAAUCCGCCGAAGCCGGGAAGCAUGUAUAUUAUAACGGCGCCUGCGUUCCUGGAUGUGCGGGGUAGCUUCGCGCGGUGGUAUAUGAGCAAGUCGCUGUUCGAGGAGAUGAAGGCGGAGGAGAUGAGGAGGGAGAAGUGGGUGAUGGUGGCGUACCGCAGUGACGUUUCCGAGCUCGUGAGCGAACCAACUCCGAGCUCGCAGUGGAAGCCUGCGAAGCAAGGUGGAUCCUAUUAG